AUGCCCCGCGGCCCGUGCAGCCUCGUCAGGGUCUCCGCAACGCCCGUCGCGGCCCUGGCUGUGGCGUUAGUCUCGUCGCUCUCUCGCUGCUCCCUCCUGGAGCCGGAGGACAGUGUGGUCUCCGCGCUCAGCCCCUACUUCGGCACCAAGACUCGCUACGAGGAUGCCAACCCCGGGCUACUGCCGGACCCUGAAGCGCCGCGGCGGGACCCGGAGUUGUUAGAGGAGACCUGCACCCCAGUGCAACUGGUCGCCCUCAUCCGCCAUGGCACCCGCUACCCGACGACCAAACAGAUUCGCAGGUUGCGGCAGCUGCACGGGCUGCUGCAGGCCCGCGGGGCCAAAGAUGACCGGACCCGCGCUGCCGGCCGCGGAGACCUGGGCGCCGCGCUGGCCGACUGGCCGCUGUGGUACGCGGACUGGAUGGACGGGCAGCUGGUGGAGAAGGGGCGGCAGGACAUGCGACAGCUGGCCCUGCGCCUAGCCUCCCUUUUCCCAGCCCUCUUCAGCCAGGAGAACUACGGCCGCCUGCAGCUAGUCACCAGCUCCAAGCACCGCUGCGUGGACAGCGGCGCCGCCUUCCUGCAGGGGCUCUGGCAGCACUACCACCCGGGGUUACCGCCACCCGACGUCGCAGAUAUGGAGUGUGGACCUCCAAGAAUUAAUGAUAAAUUAAUGAGGUUCUUUGAUCAUUGUGAGAAGUUUUUAACUCAAGUGGAAAGGAAUGCUACUGCUCUUUAUCAUGUAGAAGCCUUCAAAACUGGACCAGAAAUGCAGAACAUUUUACAAAAAGUUGCGGAUAUUUUGCAAGUGCCAGUCAACAACUUAAAUGCAGACUUAAUUCAAGUAGCUUUUUUCACCUGUUCCUUUGACCUGGCAAUUAAAGGUGUUAAAUCUCCUUGGUGUGAUGUUUUUGACAUAGAUGAUGCAAAGGUUUUAGAAUAUUUAAAUGAUCUGAAGCAAUAUUGGAAAAGAGGAUAUGGGUAUACUAUUAACAGUCGAUCCAGCUGCACCCUGUUCCAGGAUAUCUUUCACCACUUGGACAAAGCAGUUAAGCAGAAACAACGUUCUCAGCCAAUUUCCUCUCCAGUCAUCCUCCAGUUUGGCCAUGCAGAGACCCUUCUUCCACUGCUUUCUCUCAUGGGCUACUUCAAAGACAAGGAACCCUUAACAGCUUACAAUUACAAAGAGCAGAUGCAUCGGAAGUUCCGAAGUGGUCACAUUGUACCCUAUGCUUCAAACCUGAUAUUUGUGCUUUACCAUUGUAAAAAUGCUAAGACUCCUAAAGAAGAAUUCCGAGUGCAGAUGUUACUGAAUGAAAAAGUGUUACCAUUGGCUCACUCACAAGAAACUGUUUCUUUGUAUGAAGAUCUGAAGAACCACUAUAAGGACAUCCUUCAGAGUUGUCAUACCAGUGAAGAAUGUAAACUACCAAAGGUGAACACAUCUGAUGAGCUCUGA
Molecule: messenger RNA, 1461 nt
Organism: Rangifer tarandus platyrhynchus (Svalbard reindeer)
Lineage: Eukaryota; Metazoa; Chordata; Mammalia; Artiodactyla; Cervidae
Source: the annotation of a GenBank genome assembly